AUGAAUACAUCUUCAACAAGUCAUAAUCGUGUGCGUAGAUCAACAGCUGGGAUCAACAAACGUUAUGAUGAACAAGAUUAUGUACUAGUUUCUUUUCCACAACUGAACAAACAUAGUGUUGUUCCAGCUGCUGGUAUUAAUGUUGAUCCUCUUGAUGAACAAACUGGUAGUAUUAAAACAUUUGGAUCAAGAAAAAAUUUGCGAAUCAUUAGUAGUGAUUCUAAAGAAAUGAUGAAAGAACGUGCAUCACGCUACGCUACCUCGGCUGGUAGUGAAGAAGUUGGACUUGUUCCUGAUGAACAAUCACAAAUGGAAAUGAUUUCAUCAAAUGUUAAUGACCAAACAACAACAUUCAACUAUGAGUGUGCUGAAAGCACAUCUUUGGCAAAAAAGAUUCCACCAAGUGAUCAUCAAUUAAAUUUUAAUCGUGUUUAUUCAUCAAAAACAGGAACGAAAAGGACCUAUUUUAAUUCAGCUGAAGAAUCAUGUAGUGGUUGCAAAAAACCUGAAGAACAAAUUGCACAAUUACGUAAAAGACUUGAUCGGAUGGAAAAAGUGAUACCAGUGAUAAAGAAAUGUCGAUCGAAAACACCUAUUACGUUAACAGAUCAAUCAAAUCCAACUGAAAACGUUAAUGAUGUUUAUCUAUAUAUUAAAGAAGUUACUGGAGUAAAUCCUAAUCAAAUUAAAGGUACACCAACACGCCCGACAAUCAUAAUGAGACAAUUAAUCAAGCAAUCUGGUCAUAUUAACGAUAAAUCGUUUUUGAAAGAACAUGAAAAUUUAUUUAAAGGUCAGUGUUUGUCUGUGUGCUUGCUUCGAUAA
This is a messenger RNA of Rotaria sordida, 825 nucleotides long. The record is from the annotation of a GenBank genome assembly. Lineage: Eukaryota; Metazoa; Rotifera; Eurotatoria; Philodinida; Philodinidae.